CAUGAAUUCAAACUAGAAGUGAGAAAAAAAACACACAAAGAAAAGCUCACAAAUUGAAAACUGCGUAACGGGCGGCUAGACAGAUAGGAGCAAACAAGGCUCCGUCCUCGUGCUCCGUCCUCGUUUCUCAACCGUUUGGAGCAACACCAUCGAGCACGAUGGCGGCUACAAGCACGACGGGCGUAAUGUCGCAGCACGCGGUGCGGGACAAUCCGGUGAUACCAGAGUGCGUCACCGUCGCGUUCGAGAGGUAUCAAAUGGGGUGUCUGCACGAAGAACUCGCGGGUCCCGAGCCAAGGAAACUGCAGGCCCUGGACAUCAUUCUGGACAUCUGUAAGGUGGACACAAAAGCGCAAGAAGGUGGAUCGUUGCUUAUUGGCGCUGAGGUUAUUCGUGGAUGAGUCUCUGCUUCCGCCCAGCAUAGUAGCCAAAAGGAAAUACUCAACUACAAUAACUCCACCACAUCUACUUCUACUUCAGGUGUCAUGCAGGGCCUUCUCGAUGUGCUAGUGCACAUACUCCGGGGCUCACCAUCGCCAAGUGUAAAAGAGAAAGUGGUCAAGUGCUUCUUGCUGCUUUCGAAGUUUCCCAACGCCAGACAAAAGCUGUACAACUGUUUUUGACUUUGUUCUUUCGACUUAAGUACUUCAGAUCUAUCUUUUUGAACGCCUUUGUAGACUCACUUCAUCGGUCGCACCGAUAUCGAAAUAAACUGAACGGCUUAAUACUCUUGCAACCACAAAAUAAACGUCUGUGCAGUGUCGAGGACAGCGGAAAAUUGGAGGAGCUGAGGCAUGCAGUGCAGGCGUCAGAAAACGAGCAGGACUUCUUCGGCUGCCUGCAGACGAUGCGCAACGUGUGCCUCUACCCGAAGGGUGCGGACGCGCUAGUAGCAACCGGCUACUGGGACUGGCUCAUCUCCAUGCUGCUCGACGAAGCCAAGUCAAAGCCAUCAGAUCUGCGAAAAAGCGUCUACGAAAGCCUCUACAAGCUCAAAAUCGAAUGUAUAUGUUCAGGGAUUGAGCUUGUUUCUGGGAUGAAAACCACAAAAAUUGUCGGCCGUUUCAGGUUCUUUUGAUGCUUAUGAUGUACUACGGAAUGUUUCGAAAAGACCAGACAUACCUCAGGUAAUCUCGACCACAAGAACACAAGCACGCCAAAAAGCUUGAUAAGGCUACUGCUCAAGUCGGACUUUACCAUGGCACAAGGACCGGAGUACUUACUCAUUACCGUAUGGUGCACGUGCACCUGCACUGGUGAUUUUUUCGCAGAGCAAGUUGUCGGCAUUUCAUUCACUCAUUACGGAUGCGAGAUUUAUGAGAAGAUGAAAUUUAAAAAAGGUACGCCACCAGUGCCCUUGAGUUCUGCAUUGCGGUGUGCCGACUAGACGAGAACAAGUCGGAGUUUAUCCAGAACGACGGCAUAGCGACGGCCUAUAAGGUUUUUCUUGGGAAUGGAACGCUUGCAGUGGCAGCGACCGGUAUGGAAGUGUUUUUUUGAUGCUUGUGCAAAGUAAACCUCAAAUCGUGCUGCAGGUGGAGGAAGCUUCAUUACCCAUCCUUGAUUCGUUAUACCUCAAAUUCCAUCAGACACCCCGCUGGUUUUGCUGACAUCGCGAGCGCUGCAGUUCCUCGGCUCCUUGACAGUGGCAGUUCCGGGGAAAAAGCUUGUGGCCGAGACGAUUGGUCCGGCCAAGAUUGCGGAGUUUUUUGAGCAGUGCCUGGACGUGCAAAGCGACAAAAUCGAGCGAACCUUAACGCAGUUCAUGCUGGAAGUGUGUGAGCAUCCCGACGUGCGAAAAGCGCUGCGCAGUCGGGAGAGUCUAGUGGCAAAACUGCGGGCCUCGGAAAUCCGGGCGGAUGAAUUUGGCAAGAAGAUCCUGAAGAAAUUGAUCGACAACAUUUUCUGGGAGCCAUAGGCCGCGCAGAGGCUCUUGCUCUGCUAGUGCUGCAAAGGCGAACGAAGAAUACAGGAGCAAAAUACGUGAUUAGAUAUGAAUGAAAUGUACAUCGUCGAUACCGAUCGCGAUUGGACGCUAACCGCGAUCUAGUAGCCAGUACUGCUUUCAGAUUUUAUUCGAAGAUUUGACGACACAUGUGUGUCCAAUCAAAUAAUACCGAAACCAAAUUUUUGACACAAAGACCUCAGCGUCUGAAACUUUUUCGUGAAACCAAACCUGAAACCAUAUCUAUGUCAAACUCCCAGCGAGCAAAGGUCUCACGCCGCUAGAGCGGCAGAGACGAGAAGUGAGGCCGUACUACACUAGUACCUUGUGAAUAAAGUCUGUGCACAAUUCCAUUGGACUGGGUCUUCUUGGACCGCUGAGUUGCUUUGUAUAUCUGAAACACCUACUCGGUACUCUGUACAAAACAGCUAGAACUACCCAAAAUGAAGCCGAUUACUACAAACGCG
Molecule: messenger RNA, 2412 nt
Organism: Amoebophrya sp. A120
Lineage: Eukaryota; Dinophyceae; Syndiniales; Amoebophryaceae
Source: the annotation of a GenBank genome assembly